Molecule: messenger RNA, 893 nt
Organism: Dendrobium catenatum
Lineage: Eukaryota; Viridiplantae; Streptophyta; Magnoliopsida; Asparagales; Orchidaceae
Product: pleckstrin homology domain-containing protein 1
Exons: 1
Coding region: 107-565 (152 amino acids)
Source: RefSeq, a predicted model, not a curated record
CGUUUCUGUAGUUUCUCAAAUUCCAGCCGAGAUGAAAGCGAGCACAACGAACUAGGAAAAAGGCAGCGCAAGAAGCAUCGCCGGAGUAGCACCGGAGAGAUUAGCGAUGGCAAGUUUCUGGAGAGCAGUUAUGGGAUCAUCGACGGAACCGGAUGCCCUUGCUGACGGCGUGGAAUUCUGGUCGAAUCCGGAGCGCGGGGGGUGGCUCACGAAGCAGGGCGAGUACAUCAAGACGUGGAGGCGGCGCUGGUUCGUUCUGAAGCAGGGGAAGCUAUUCUGGUUCAAGGAUCACGUUGUCAACCGCUCUUCCGUCCCUCGCGGCGUCAUCCCCGUGGCUUCAUGCCUCACCGUCAAGGGCGCCGAAGAUGUUAUCAAUCGGCAGUUUGCCUUUGAGCUCUCGACCCACCGGGAGACGAUGUACUUCAUCGCUGAUUCGGAGAAGGAGAAGGAGGAGUGGAUCAAUUCUAUCGGUCGCUCCAUCGUCCAACACUCCCGUUCCAUCACCGAUCGCGAAGUCGUUGAUUAUGAUAGCGCCCGCGCCGCAGAAGCAUCCAGAAAUGAGUAGAUCUGACCGUAUUAGCAUGAAUCAAUCCCUAUUUUUGUACUAGGUGAGCCUCUUAUCCGAUUAUAGGCUUCUACCUAGGGUUUCCUUUCUUCCCCUUGUCACGCGACUGUUUGAAUUCUCCUUGGUGUUACUGCUGCUUUUGGUGUUGUGUUGUGUGUAUAUGAGUUCUAAGAAUUUUAGUUUUGCCUUUAUUUUCGUGAAGACUCUCUUUGGGAGCUGUUCUUAUGAGUUAAGAGUGUAUACAUCUUGUCUAACUGGAUCAUUUUUUUCUGAAUUUCUUUUGCUUAUUCUCUCAAUAAAAUAUCCUAUCAGUGAUUAUGAUCGUGUA